This is a messenger RNA of Miscanthus lutarioriparius, 711 nucleotides long. The record is from the annotation of a GenBank genome assembly. Lineage: Eukaryota; Viridiplantae; Streptophyta; Magnoliopsida; Poales; Poaceae.
AUGGAGACCGAUGACCAUGGAAGUACCCCGUAUCCAAAUUUGCUUGAUGGCGGCCUUGGCCUGCAGCAGCAGAGGAACCACCACCGAGGGAAGGGGACGAAGGAGCCUGAUCUGAAGAAGAGGAAGAAGAACGAGGAGCAAGAACCCACACCGCCGGUAGUGGACGCCAACGGUGCCACCGUCGGAGCCGAUAAACAUGAUGCGUCAGAUCAACCGGCUGUAUUAUCAGAGCCUGUUGCUGCUGGAGGUGGUGGUGCCGAGGCUUGUACACUAGGUAAGCAUGUAGCUGAUGCUUCAAGCUCCAAUAACGACAGGAAGGACGGCUCGAAGAAGACGAAUAAGAGGAAGACGGAUCAAGUGACUGCUGAUGGAGAAGAGGCACGCUUGUUCUUGGUGGAUAAUACCACCUGCUGCACGGUGGUGGAUUAUAAUGAUGGUGUGAUCAAUGAUCAUGGUGCUUCCAUUGAUCACAAGAAGGAAGCCGGGAGCAGGGUCGUUCAGGACAUGGGCUCACCGAGAGACUCUGCAAUGAUGAGUUUAGCACAAGGAGGAGGAAGAAGCUACUUAUGCUGGAUCUUAAUGGCCUGCUUGCCGAUAUCAACCAAGACAAGCACAACGCUCACUUGUCACAUGGAAAGUUCAAACUUCAAAGGCAAGCUAGCAAGUUUUGAGUUGAUAGGGAGCAUGGUUUAUAUUUCUGAAGAAACUUAG